Messenger RNA from Erpetoichthys calabaricus (reedfish), 619 nucleotides. Its product is annotated as islet amyloid polypeptide. Gene Ontology annotation, molecular function: hormone activity. Gene Ontology annotation, cellular component: extracellular region. The transcript is spliced from 4 exons. NCBI's taxonomy places the organism in Eukaryota, Metazoa, Chordata, Cladistia, Polypteriformes, Polypteridae. The coding region runs from base 143 to 547 and encodes 134 amino acids. The record is from RefSeq and is a predicted model, not a curated record.
UGCUAUCCAGACAUGAGAUUCAGAGCCAAGUGCAGCAUCACAGGGGGACCUGCAGCAGAAUCAAACUGAAUCAGCUGUCUGGCUGCACUUCCACACAGAAGUACAACAAAGCUGCAGAAUUACUCUGGACACGCAGUAGACAAUGUACUGCUUGAAGCUCCCUACUUUGUUGAUGUUACUCUCUGUAGCUCUGAACUGUCUUAACACCGCACCAACAAACAGAUACUCCACUGUUUCUAGGGAACAAUUGGAUAUAGAUCCACAGAGGGAGAACUGGUUGUUUCCUGGCUUUUCCAAAAAUUCAUUUCUCAGUUUUUCUGCUGCAUUUCCAGUAAAGGAACCACUAACAGAAACCAGCCAUCACAUGGAAAAACGGAAGUGUAACACAGCAACGUGUGUGACGCAACGCUUGGCAGACUAUUUAAUCCGAUCAAGCAGCAACAAGGGCAUGCUAUAUGCUCCAACAAAUGUGGGCUCUAACACCUAUGGCAAGAGGGACAGCAUGGAACCAUUGAUUCAAGAGCCUUUGAAAUAUCUACAAUAUUAGCGGAGAAUGUAGGGCCCUUCCAACAAUGUAUAACAUAUAUUAUUUUCUUUGUAAAAUAAAAUGCGAGAUAUA